AUGAUCAAAGAUAUCCUGGCCAAGGAAACGAAAGAACGAAAGCCGUCUUUGGUUGAUUUAUACCGCGAACUUCUUCAAGAACCCGAAUGCUUCCCCAAUUUGUCAAAAAUUAUUAAGAUUGCCCUUACUCUCCCUUUGACAUCAGCAUCUGCUGAGAGAUCAUUUUCCAAGCUGAAAAUAAUAAAAAAUCGCCUGAGGUCGACGAUGAGGCAAGAUCGACUAGAAUCGCUGAUGCUCAUGUCCGUGGAAUCUGACAUUUGUCGGGGCCUCGAUAUCGAAGGACUCGUUGAACGAUUUACCGACGCAGCUCCCCGAAGAUGGAACUUGUACUAA
Molecule: messenger RNA, 333 nt
Organism: Paramuricea clavata
Lineage: Eukaryota; Metazoa; Cnidaria; Anthozoa; Malacalcyonacea; Plexauridae
Source: the annotation of a GenBank genome assembly